GGCUAUUGUUGAAAGUGCUGAUCUAAACAUUGGGGUACAAGUGCCCCUAUGCAUUAGCACUCCUGUAUCCCUUGGGUAAAUUCCUAGCAGUGCUAUUGCUGGGUCAUAGGGUAGUUCUAUUUUCAUUUUUUGAGGAACCUCCAUACUAUUUUCCAACGUGGCUGCAGCAGUUUGCAUUCCCACCCACAAUGCAAAAGAGUUCCCCUUUCUCCGCAUCUUUGCCAACAUCUGUUGUUGCCUGAGUUGUUAAUUUUAGCCAUUCUGACAGGUGUGAGGCGGUAUCUCAUUGUGGUUUUGGUUUGUAUUUCCCUGAUGAUGAGUGACAUUGAGCAUCUUUUCAUGUGUCAGUUGGCCAUCUGGAUGUCUUCUUUGGAAAAGUGUCUAUUCAUGUCUUCUGCCCAUUUCUUCACUGGAUUAUUUGUUUUUUGGGUGUGGAGUUUGGUGAGCUCUUUAUAGAUUUUGGAUACUAGCCCUUUGUCCGAUAUGUCAUUUGCAAAUAUCUUUUCCCAUUCCGUCGGUUGCCUUUUAGUUUUGUUGAUUGUUUCCUUUGCAGUGCAGAAGCUUUUUAUCUUGAUGAGGUCCCAAUAGUUCAUUCUUGCUUUUAAUUCCCUUGCCUUUGGAGAUGUGUUGAGUAAGAAAUUGCUGCGGCUGAGGUCAGAGAGGUUUUUUCCUGCUUUCUCCUCUAGGGUUUUGAUGGUUUCCUGUCUCACAUUCAAGUCCUUUAUCCAUUUUGAGUUUGUUUUUGUGAAUGGUGUAAGAAAGUGGUCUAGUUUCAAUCUUCUGCAUGUUGCUGUCCAGUUCUCCCAGCACCAUUUGUUAAAGAGACUGUCUUUCUUCCAUUGGAUAUUCUUUCAUGCUUUGUCAAAGAUUAGUUGACCAUACUUUUGUGGGUUUAAUUCUGGGGUUUCUAUUCUAUUCCAUUGGUCUAUGUGUCUGUUUUUGUGCCAAUACCAUGCUGUCUUGAUGAUUACAGCUUUGUAGUAGAGGCUAAAGUCUGGGAUUGUGAUGCCUCCCGCUUUGGUCUUCUUCUUCAAAAUUACUUUGGCUAUUCGGGGCCUUUUGUGGUUCCAUACAAAUUUUAGGGUUGCUUGUUCUAGCUUCAAGAAGAAUGCUGGUGCAAUUCUGAUUGGGAUUGCAUUGAAUGUGUAGAUUGCUUUGGGUAAUAUUGACAUUUUAACAAUAUUUAUUCUUCCAAUCCAUGAGCACAGAAUGUUUUUCCAUUUCUUUGUGUCUUCUUCAAUUUCCUUCAUAAGCUUUCUAUAGUUUUCAGCAUGCAGAUCUUUGACAUCUUUGGCUAGGUUUAUUCCUAGGUAUUUUAUGAUUCUUGGUGCAAUUGUGAAUAGGAUCAGUUUAUUUCUCUUUCUGUCGCUUCAUUAUUGGUGUAUAAAAAUACAACCGAUUUGUGUACAUUGAUUUUGUACUGCAACUUUGCUGAAUUCAUGAAUCAGUACUAGCAGACUUUUGGUGGAGUCUGUCGGGUCUUCCAUGUAGAGUAUAAUGUUGUCUGUGAAAAGUGAAAGUUUGACUUCAUCUUUACCAAUUUUGAUGCCUUUUAUUUCAUUUUGCUGUCUUAUUGCUGAUGCUGGGACUUUCAACACUAUGUUAAACAACAGUGGUGAGAGUGGGCAUCCCUGUCGUGUUCCUGAUCUCAGGGAGAAAGCUCUCAGUUUUUCCCCAUUGAGGAUGAUAUUAGCUGUGGGCUUUUCAUAAAUGGCUUUUAUGAUGUUUAAGUAUGUUCCUUCUAUCCCGACUUUCUCGAGGGUUUUUAUUAAGAAAGGAUGCUGAAUUUUGCGAAAUGCUUUUUCUGCAUCGAUUGACAGGAUCAUAUGGUUCUUAUCUUUUCUUUUAUUAAUGUGAUGUAUCACAUUGAUUGAUUUGUGAAUGUUGAACCUGCCCUGAAGCCCAGGAAUGAAUCCCACUUGAUCGCGGUGAAUAAUUUUUAUAUGCUGUUCAAUUCGAUUUGCUAGUAUCUUAUUGAGGAUUUUUGCAUCCAUAUUCAUCAGGGAUAUUGGCCUAUAGUUCUCUUUUUUUUUUUUUUUUUGCUGGGUGUCUGUCUGGUUUGGAAAUCAAAGUAAUACUGGCUUCAUAGAAUGAGUCCGAAAGUUUUCCUUCCAUUUCUAUUUUUUGGAACAGCUUGAGAAGGAUAGAUAUUAACUCUGCUUUAAAUGUCUGGUAGAAUUCCCCAGGGAAGCCAUCUGGUCCUGGACUCUUAUUUGUUGGGAGAUUUUUGAUAACUGAUUCAAUUUCUUCACUAGUUACGGGUCUGCUCAAAUUUUCUAUUUCUUCCCAUUUGAGUUUUGGUAGUGUGUGGGUGUUUAGGAAUUUGUCCAUUUCUUCCAGGUUGUCCAGUUUGUUGGCAUACAAUUUUUUAUAGUAUUCCCUGAUAAUUGCUUGUAUUUCUGAGAGAUUGGUUGUAAUAAAUCCAUUUUCAUUCAUUUUUUUAUCUAUUUGGGUCCUCUCUCUUUUCUUUUUAAGAAGUCUGGCUAGAGGUUUAUCAAUUUUGUUUAUUUUUUCAAAAAUCCAACUCUUGGUUUCAUUGAUCUGUUCUACUGGGUUUUUUUAUUCUAUAUUGUUUAUUUCUGCUCUGAUCUUUAUUAUUUCUCUUCUUGUGCUGGGUUUGGGGUGUCUUUGCUGUUCUGCUUCUAGUUCCUUUAGGUAUGCUGUUAGAUUUUGUACUUGGGAUGUUUCUUGUUUCUUAAGAUAGGCCUGGAUUACAAUAUAUUUUCCUCUCAGGACUGCCUUUGCUGCAUCCCAAAGGGUUUGGAUUAUUGUAUUUUCAUUUUCAUUUGUUUCCAUAUAUUUUUAAAUUUCUUCUCUAAUUGCCUGGUUGACCCAUUCAUUCUUUAGUAGGGUGUUCUUUAACCUCCAUGCUUUUGGAGGUUUUCCAGACUUUUUCCUGUGGUUGAUUUCAAGCUUCAUAGCAUUGUGGUCCGAAAGUGUGCGUGGUAUGAUCUCAGUUCUUUUAUAUUUAUCAAGGGCUGUUUUGUGACCCAGUAUGUGAUCUGUCUUGGAGAAUGUUCCAUGUGCACUCAAGAAGAAAGUAUAUUCUGCUGCUUUGGGAUGCAGAGUUGUAAACAUAUCUGUCAAAUCCAUCUGGUCCAAUGUAUCAUUCAGGGCCCUUGUUUCUAUAUUUAUUCUCUGUCUAGAUGAUCUGUCCAUUGUUGUAAGUGGAGUAUUAAAGUCCCCUGCAGUUACCACAUUCUUGUCAAUAAGAUUGCUUAUGUUUGUGAUUAAUUGUUUUAUAUAUUUGGGUGCUCCUGAAUUCAGUGCAUAGACAUUUAUAAUUGUUAGCUCUUCCUGAUGGAUAGACCCUGUAAUUGUUAUAUAAUGCUCUUCAUCAUCUCUUGUUACAGCCUUUAAUUUAAAGUCUAGUUUGUCUAAUAUAAGUAUGGCUACUCCAGCUUUCUUUUGACUUCCAGUAGCAUGAUAGAUAGUUUUCCAUCCCCUCACUUUCAAUCUGAAGGUGUCCUCAGGUCUAAAAUGAGUCUCUUGUUGACAGCAAAUAGACAGGUCUUGUUUUUUUAUCCAUUCUGAUACCCUAUGUCUUUUGAUUGGCACAUUCAGUCCAUUUACAUCCAGUGUUAUUAUUGAAAGAUAUGGGUUUAGAGUCAUUGUGAUGUCUGUAGGUUUCAUGCUUGUAGUGGUGUCUGUGGUACUUUGUGGUCCUUGUAACAUUUCACUCACAGAAUCCCCCUUAGGAUCUCUCGUAGGGCUGGUUUAGUGGUGAUGAAUUCCAAGAAGAAAAAUGAUUAAUCAGGAUAAAACAAACAGAAGCAUUUGCAGAAUCUAUAUGAAAACCCUUCUUGCAUUAUUCUUUGAAACCAGGUGCUCUGACUAUGAGCUAGAGUACCUGGGAUUCUGAAGGAUCUUGUAAUAACAUGUAUCUUCAUAUUCUUUUUCUCAGGCUCUUGCACAAUGCCUGAAAACUGGCAGAUGUGUGAUCAAUGUCUUUCAAGUAAAUGGAAGGGUUGCUGAUUCACCUGUAUGAAUAGGACCUUUUGCCAGUUGAUCCGAGGUCGAUCACUCUUCUGACUUUAUUGGGCUUUUCCAAAGGAAAACCACAACAAUCAUCUCUCUCAAUCACCACAGUAAUAACAGUUAUAGUACUAGCAGCUGGUAUUAAUUGAGCACUUACUGUGUGCCAAAUACUAUGGAAUCUUAACAUGGAUAAUUUCAGUUAACUUCACAAAUUAUCCCCACUUUACAGAUUAGGAACUUGAAGUUUAAGACACCCAGUAACUUGCCUACAUAACUUGUUAAAGCAUUACCUGAAGGAGCCAAGAUGGAAGCACAGAAACCAUAUACUACAUAAGGUAUACUGCUAGCAACUAAUCAACACCACUAGGCUCAUGGUCAUUGACUCAUUACUGGUGACACUGAUGUCCACCGAGUAGCUCUUCCUACUCCAGGCACGCAGCAGCAGAUUCCGACUGCUGGCUGAGAGGAACACCAGCCCUUUGGAUUGUGGAGGAGCAUGGCAGGCAUCUCAAUGUUGUCACCUGCCCCUGGAAGUCGCCAUGACAACAUGCUUGGAGUCUUUCUUGGUGCACUCCGGCCUGGUGUUAAGUACAAGCUUCUUUACUCCUUAUGGAUCCCAAAAAACCAAACCUUCAAUGACAGUGCCUGUUGGUAACUGGCUUCCUGUAAUGUACCUGGAGAGCAGGCUCCACCUAAGUCUUAAAGAUAAACCCUUGUGAUGGAUUUGUAAAUUGUUGGCUAAAGGUCUAAACUCAAAUCUAGUUGUACCUCCUCAGUAAAGCCUUUUCUGGCCCCCCACCAAGUCUAAGUUAUUUCUUUCCACUCCCCAAUUCCUUGGUACUCUAUCUGUAAGUCCUUUUCAGUUAAUUUCCUACUCAGGACUUAAGAGGAAAGUUGCUAUUAAACAUGGCAAGCAUUCAAAUAAAAAAAAACUUCAAAUAACUGCAUCAAAACGCCAGUUCAUGUAAUUUUUAGAUCCAGUGAGAAAAAUCCCGUUUUUCUGGAAAAGGCUACUGAUAUUUAAGAAUGCAGCUGGCUCCUGAUCUUAUUUCCCCCGGUAAAGGGAACAAUAACGGCUUGCGAAAGCUAUGGGAAAGGGCGCGUGUGUGUUCUGCUUCUGCUUUUCCCAGAUGUCAGUUACUGAAGGUUUAAGACACAAAUCCUAUGCCGACUGUUCCUCAGUGGCAGUCCCCAUUCAAAGAGGCAUUGGGAAGGCUGGUGGGACAGCUCACACGGGGACAUCCUGUGCAUCCGUGUGCAUUUAAUUCAAAUACUGACCUCAUUUUAUAGCAACCCUAACAUGUCAUUCUAAUGUAUUGGUAAAGAUGAGAAAAUGGGAUGUGAGUUUUAUCUAGAUUCACGGGCAUGGAUAGUAUCAGCAAGAUUUGCGGGGCCCUGCAGAGGGCUAGCAAUGCUUAUUAAAUAACUGCCGUAGGUGCUGUAUCAUAAAUGAGAAGCCAAGGGUGUCCGUUAAAGUCUGCAGGUGGAUUCUCAUCUGGGGAGCGCAGGCUACUGGGCAGUGAUUGAAGUGUCCAGCAGGGGGCUGGCAUUCUCUGUCUGUACUUAGCCCUGGUUCCUCUUCAGAGCCUCAGCUCAGCAGAGCUGCUGUUUGCUGGUUAAGUCAGUGACGUGCACAGCAUCCUGCCUAUAGGAUUUGAGGCUUUCUCUGUGCAGUUUUUUUUCUACCCACUUUAAACCUUCAGGUUCUAAAUAUCAGGAAAGAUAGGAAAUGCCGUAUGAAAAUAGCUGGCCAAAAGUUCUUUGUAAACUGCAGCCAGGGAGACUCAGACUAGAAUGGAGGUAGAAAGGGUUGGUACAGAGUGGGUUUAAUUCUGAGCCCUUUCUGGCCGAAUUUUUGUUGUUGUUUUGUUGUUAACUUACUGAAUAGAGACAUGUAGUACAUUGGUCAAGUGAAGACCACGGCAGCACCAGCGUCAAAAUAGUACCAGACAGUUCUGAAUGCUAUAGUGUAUAUGUACUCUAUUUUUAUUAAAGAAGAUAAAGAGCCCAGCAUAGAUUUUUAUCCUCAUCUUCACCCAGCUGCAAAAUCAAAGUUAAGCAACAGCAUCUAAGAGCACUUUUCAGGUGGGAAAGAAUCUAGAGGAUGGCUCUAAGUGAUUGUUUGCUUUUGAACUUGGAAGUGGACCACUUCUUGCACUGCAACAUCUCCAGUCACAGUGCAGAUGUCCCCAUGAACGACGACUGGUUCCACCCGGGGAUCCUGUAUGUCAUCCCUGCAAUCUAUGGGGUCAUCAUUCUGAUAGGCCUCAUCGGCAACAUCACGCUGAUCAAGAUCUUCUGUACUGUGAAGGCCAUGCGAAAUGUGCCGAACCUGUUCAUCUCCAGUCUGGCGUUGGGAGAUCUGCUCCUCUUGGUAACAUGUGCUCCCGUGGAUGCCAGCAGGUACCUGGCCGACAGAUGGCUGUUUGGCAGGAUUGGCUGCAAGCUGAUCCCCUUUAUACAGCUCACCUCGGUGGGGGUGUCUGUCUUCACCCUCACGGCUCUCUCGGCGGACAGGUACAAAGCCAUCGUCCGGCCGAUGGAUAUCCAGGCCUCUCAUGCUCUGAUGAAGAUCUGCCUCAAAGCUGCAUUGAUCUGGGUUAUCUCCAUGCUUCUGGCAAUCCCGGAGGCUGUGUUUUCUGAUCUACAUCCCUUUCAUGAGGAAAGCACCAACCAGACCUUCAUUAGCUGUGCUCCGUACCCACAUUCUAAUGAGCUGCACCCUAAAAUUCACUCCAUGGCUUCCUUCCUGGUCUUCUACAUCAUCCCACUGUCGAUUAUCUCUGUCUACUACUACUUCAUUGCUAAAAAUCUGAUCCAGAGUGCUUACAAUCUGCCUGUGGAAGGGAAUAUACAUGUCAAGAAGCAGAUCGAAUCCCGGAAGCGCCUCGCCAAGACGGUGCUGGUGUUUGUGGGCCUCUUUGCCUUCUGCUGGCUCCCCAACCACAUCAUCUACCUGUACCGCUCCUACCACUACUCGGAGGUGGACACCUCCAUGCUCCACUUCAUCACCAGCAUCUGUGCCCGCCUCCUGGCCUUCACCAACUCCUGUGUGAACCCUUUUGCCCUCUACCUGCUGAGCAAGAGUUUCAGGAAACAAUUCAACACCCAGCUCCUCUGUUGCCGCCCUGGCCUGUUGACCCGCUCUCACAGCACCGGCAGAAGUACCACCUGCAUGACCUCCUUCAAGAGUACCAACCCCUCUGUGGCCACCUUCAGCCUCAUCAACGGAAACAUCUGUCAUGAAGGGUAUGUUUAGGCUGACCCUUGACCCUGUCCCCCUAGGGGCCCCUAGUUGUGCUUUAUGGCUAGGAAAGAACCCUCACACCUGUUGUUGUCUCGGUACAACAACAAAGACCCUUUGGAAGGCUCAUGACUGGUAUAGGCAGGUGGCAGAGAGGCCCAAAUGGAUUGCUCUUACGUUUGAAAGGCCCGUCAAGAUUUGUAUUUUCCAUUUCAACUUGUGAAUGCUUCUUCUGAUGUAGAGCAAACUUUCCGUAUUUUAGAAAAGGGAACAAAUAAGAAAGUAUUAUUUUAAGCAUCAAGCCCUGAUAUACAGUUAUGGCCAAUUAAGUCACAGAAACUACAUGAACAAAGAGAUUUAUAUAGCAGAAAAAUUACACGUUAAAUGUCCACUUUGUGAAAGACUUCACCUUGUCAUUUCUUUAAGCAGAAACUAGUGCUUUAAAAAUAUGAUUUGAGUGAUUUUUCAGGAACGUUUAUGAUCACAAACCAAGGAACUGUUUUUUUACACUUGUAACCUGAAAGUCAGCCCUAUGAAAAAUUCCCAUGUAUGAUGGACCAUCCCCAAAUUGAUAACACUGGAAGCCAGUUUAGGACGAAUCCCUGAGUGUUGAUUAUUUUUAAAAGACGUUACUGGGGACACAGGAGAAACGCUCGACACAUCAUUUUAAGGCAAAAACACAGCCAGACACAUAGACACGUAUACAAAGAUCCACAUGAGGCUGUGGAUUGGUAUCUUGUGCUCUGAAUUCUAACUCAAUGGAGACUCUUUUUGCUGUUACCCCAUUUCAAUCAUCCAUGGUACACUCCUACCAUAGAAGAGAAAUCCUUUUGGGGGAAAAUUGAUCUUGCUCGCAAUUCAUCAUUUAUAAGUGCAUAAAGUAUAGUAUUUAUUUUUGCUAUACAGGUUUUCAGCCAAACAUAUUUACUUAGAUUUGGCUCUUUGCUCCAGUGAAGCAGUUAGUUCAUAUGAAAGAAAAAAAAAAAGAUCACACCUGAGUGGAAAGAGAAACAUGUUUACGUUUAACAUAUGCUUACCUAAAGUCUGUGAGAGGAAAUGAAUAAAAUUUCAGUAAUAUGUAUUUCUGUUUGAAUAUGCAUAAAUAAUUUGCAGGGGGCUUAGCAUUAAGAAUGGAUUAUAAAACAGCCACAGGUUCAUUAACUUUCUAUGUAAGAGUAGUAUUUAUGAAACAGCCCACGUGCAGAAAAGAACUGGACUGAAAUAUUUUUAUUUUCCUGAGUAAAGAGACUUGACUAUCCUACUUUAGAAGCCCUGAAUCAAGUUUUUCUUGACUCCAUGAUAGGCCAAUUCUGCUGGACUGCAAACACGUUAACCCACUUUCAGAUAAAUCCAAAUUCCGCAAAUGUGCCCUAAUAUGUAUCCCUCAUAUCUGAAGACGAUUUUCAUUCCGGUUUUCUCUGUCCAAGCGAGAAAGAACCAUUGGCUCUCUUUCCCACAUGGCACGUACUGAAAGAUUUUCAUCUCUUGUUACAAGGAAAUGCUCACCGUCCGCAGAGCUUGAGAAGUUAGGACCCAGACGGUUGUGAACAUCUGUGUUUACAGGUUGUAUUAGCUGGAGUGAGACCUCUUCACUUCCUUCCGUGAGCCGCAUGCCCUUCUGUACUGUUCCUACCUGCUCUCCUGGGAGCCCAUAAUGACACUGGACAGUUUGAAGAGCAAGUGUAGCAGAAAGAAUGAAGAUUUUUAGCUGGUCAUCCCAGCUUAGUCUCUAGCUAUGUAAGCUUGGCUAUCAACCCUUCUCUAGACUCAUUUUCUCAUCUCUAGAAUGAGAGGACAGUGCUAAGAUCCCUCUCUUGCUGAAAUCCUCUGAGUCCUGUCAUUGCUUCCAGUUUGGUUUCUAAAGCAUUUGUACAGCCAGCCUGCUCACAGGUGCCCCACUUCUGUUACCUUUGCAACAACUCGUCUGGGGAAGUCCUUCAACCAACAUCCUACACUCAUGUUCAUGUUAGUGGAAUGGAAGGAGACUAGUCUAUUGCUUUCAGGGGCUCCCUGGAAUAAUUCGUAUGAAUGGUGUCCCAUUAGCUUGUUAUGCUGUGGGAUUAAAGCUGAAAAACACAUA
Acinonyx jubatus (cheetah) is the source of this 9302-nucleotide messenger RNA. It is a transcript of the gene GRPR, whose product is annotated as gastrin releasing peptide receptor. Lineage: Eukaryota; Metazoa; Chordata; Mammalia; Carnivora; Felidae. The record is from RefSeq and is a predicted model, not a curated record. Gene Ontology annotation, biological process: G protein-coupled receptor signaling pathway. The transcript is spliced from 3 exons. Gene Ontology annotation, cellular component: membrane. Bases 6083 to 7237 code for a protein of 384 amino acids. Gene Ontology annotation, molecular function: G protein-coupled peptide receptor activity.